Molecule: messenger RNA, 5647 nt
Organism: Malaya genurostris
Lineage: Eukaryota; Metazoa; Arthropoda; Insecta; Diptera; Culicidae
Product: calcineurin-binding protein cabin-1-like
Exons: 23
Coding region: 73-5559 (1828 amino acids)
Biological process (GO): chromatin organization
Cellular component (GO): nucleus
Molecular function (GO): protein binding; nucleosome binding
Source: RefSeq, a predicted model, not a curated record
GGCACCGGGGUGGUAUUAUCAUAUAUCGUUGGUUAUUCGUUAAUAAUUUCAAUUACUUGGUAAAACGGAAUAAUGUUGCAAUUACGUGCACUCAAUGAAGAUCAGGAAGAUAGUUGUAGCAGCAAUGAGAAUGAACUGCAAGUUACUGGUGAAGCUGAGGAAACAAUAGUGGUUAUAGAAUAUUUAAGAGCCUUGAAUUUGAAACUAACGAAUCAGCAAGAACAUGCUUUUCAUAUAUUUUUGGAACUACUUGAAACGGAAAUGUUGGAUAAGACCUUUGUAGACAAAACGGAUAAACUGUUUUUAGUCAAGUACAACUGUUAUCGGAAUGUGGGGCUAAUAUACAACGAAAAACAACAACAGAAGUUUGCACUAAAUUACUUGAUUAAAGCAGUUGAAAUGGAUGAAACGGAUAUACAUACUAUGCAUUACUUAGCAAAUCUAGCCCUCAAUAUCGAUCAAGUUCAGUUAGCCAAACUGUAUUAUGAAAAAUGCAUAGAACAGAAUCACAGCCAUUGGCCUAGCCUGGAUGGUAUGCUACAAGUGUUUUGUUCAUCAGGAAAUAUUAUCGAAGCAUUCGCAUGGGCAAUGCAUUGUUUUAGAAAGGAUACGCAUUAUAAGCGUGCUAUUCGGGCGUUAUCUGAAAUUUCGACACGGUUCGCUACCUCUAUUUACUUUUUGAUAGAGUUAUUUGAAAUACGUUUCAAACUCGACGGAUUUAUUGUAACAACUGCUAAUACAUUGGGUUCAAACCAUUUCCCCAGUAAAUGUAAGGCUUUCCCAACAAAAAAUCAAUUGCCAGUUUUUGAUUACACAGAAAACAAAAUUCACAAUCUUGAUUGGUUGACUUUAGGAAACUUUCUUCUGCAGAUGUAUACACAUACAAAAUCAAUAAAUCAGGAAUGUCCAAUUUUGUUUGAAUUGAACGACCUUAUUGGAAAAUUUUUUUUCACGGAUACCUUCAAAUAUCGCAAUGAUAAAACAACGAAGUCAUUACACUCGGCAUCCGAUAUAGUGCUUUCUGGAAUCAACAUCAAAGCUUCAAACAUGGAUCUAACAACUGAAUUGGAAACAAAAAGUCGACGUCGUGGAAGUGAAUUAAAAAUUCUAGAGCAAUGGGGAUGGCACAAAAGUCGUCGAUCAUCGCGUAAAAAGAGUGUAUAUGAUUUAGUAGAUCCUAUUGAAUCAACAGCCGAUGGAUUCCUGAAAAGAGCACUUAGUAAAUAUUUUGGAGUUUCAUUCGAAAAUAAAAUUUCACCAUUCUCUGGAAAUAAAUUUGAUAGCGAAAAUGAUUUUUCUAACCAGCUAAAUCAUUCACCAACGUGCUCAAAUGAUCAGUUUAUUGAAGACAGUGGAGAUAAAUUUGAAAUCGUUAUUAAGGAGCUGCAGAACGUCGAAUUCGACUUGUUCAUAUCAAUAAAACUUUAUGUACACUCGAUAUCAUCCUAUUGGGAUAAAUAUAUUCCAACCGAUUUGCGUGAGAUUUUUGAAGGUUUAUUCAAAUUAUUUUACGAAUAUCAAUGCAGCCAGACAUGGAACCAACUUUCGGCAGAAGAAAUCUCAAAUACAUUUAGAACUGCAUUGUUUUAUCUAGAACUUCUCUCAGAUCGCAAUCAACAAUUCAAUGAGAAAAGCGAGACUGGUCGCGAUUGCCGCAAUCUGUUGAAUCAUUUGCGACUUUAUUCAGUAUACUUACCCGAAAAAGAUUACAUUUUGCUUUACACAAGAUAUAUAUGGUUGAACUACGUAGUUUUGAUUAACGAAAAUAAUUCAGAAGCUGCUUUACAGAUGCUUUUGCAGUUGAAGCAGGUGAUGUCAAAUCUUCCCCAGACGUUUUAUGUUUUCUUACCUAAUCAGCGAAAUAAUACAUUUUACAAACAGAGCUUUAUUCAACAAUUAUGCUCAUCCUUAACACGAAAAAUUAAUCUGGACAACAUAAAAUACUUGUACGACAUGAAGAAGUAUGAGGCAGUUGUUGAUAUAUUAAAAGAUAAUUUGAUGUACGUACCGGAAACACCCAUUAACGACGAAUUAUUAUGUACAGCUAGUCAAAUAGAAAUAUUGUUGGAAUGUCUUUGGAUGUUGGAAAGAUUUAAGGAUUGCAUCGUGUGGGCUGAGAAAGCUCUAAAAUAUACUACUGAUUUAUUUCUAUCAUUCUCGAACGACAACUAUCGCCAGAAGAAUUGGGGGAGAACUAUCAACUUUAUUUUAACCUAUAUGUUAACGCUUAUGGAAAAAGAAAGCAGUUAUAUUCUUCCAUUUGAAUAUAUAGCGCGGAUGAUUCAAUCAAUUCAUAAGCUAUUGACAAAACUUUUGGAUCCACAACAGGAAAAAAAUACGUUUAAUCAGUACACAAUAGAUUGUUCAAAGGCAUGGUCUAUUGUAUACUACAUUUUAGAAAGAGAAGAUGACAUAACUACGGUUUCACGAAAAAGUCGCUCGAAAGAUGACGAAUCGUUCGCCUAUCAAACGGAUGAAGAAUCAUUAUGUAGUUCCAUUAUGAUGUUUUUUGUGGCACAUGAGCUCCUUGGAAGAUUUCAUUUCUCACUGCGCAGACGGCAAUGGUGUUCCAAAGAGAACAGCCGAAUUCUCUUCAUGAUGCUCGAUGUUAUUGGUCCUAAACUGAGAGCACCUUUAUUAGAACCAUAUCGUGAAAUCAUUAAUGAAUGUUUAGAGCAAACAACAUAUUGUCUCUACGGAUAUCCGCCGAAGAAAGGUAGAAUGCGUCAUGUUCAAGACCACGAAGCGAUACAAGAAUCCUUAUCUUAUGAGAAAGCAAUUCAACUGUUUGAUAUCUACCGACCCGAUGUGUUACCAGAAUUUAAUUCAUACAAAAUCGAUUCAAUAUCAGCAGAUGCGGAAGUAAUGUUUCAACAUAUCUUGUCAAUACUGUCAGACAAAUUUGAUAUCGCGAAACAAACAACUCCUAUGAUGAACUUUAUCAAUGACGCUGAUCAUACAUUACCACCAGUUUAUAACAAUGAGAUUUUGAGCUUAAAAAUCAAACCCAUUUUUUAUCUCCUUGCUGACUUCUAUUUCAAAAAUAGGGACUUUUCCAAGGCUAUUAAUUAUUAUGUUAUGGAUUUGACUAUUGAACCAAGACGGUUUGACUCGUGGGCUGGAAUAUCUUUAUCGAAAGCUAGUAAAUGCGAAACAAUGCUGAAUUCAACUGAAGUUUUGAGCCCGCAAGAUUUCCUUCGCCUAUCAAGUCAUGCAAUGAAAUGCUUUGAUCAAUGCUUAAAAGUAAACGAAAGCAAUUCUCAACUAUGGGUAGAACACGGCUCGUUCGCAUAUAAUGUGUAUUCUUAUUGUUCGAGAACUUUGAAGUUUUGGGAUAAAUCGUUUUCAAAUGAUAUGAAUCUCAACAUACCGAGCUUGUUUCAAAUAGAUCAUGACGUGUAUCAGAAGGAAUUCAUUUCAUCUCAAAAGGAGCAUUAUGGAAGUAUUGCUUGUACAAGUUUCAAUAAAGUUAGCUCUGAUGCCGCGCGUAAAGAUGGAAAAAAUAUUCGGAAUCUAGAAUGCAUUGAGGAUGAGAAAUGGUUGUACCACUAUAUGUUGGGCAAAAUUGCGGAAAAGAAAAGAGAUUUACCAAUUAUAUACUUGUCACAUUACUUUAAAGCGGCUAAAUGUUUAUAUGAAUGUCGUGCAACUUAUCCUAUCAAAGUAAAUCAUAGUAAUCCAUCGCAUCUCUCAAUAGAAGCUCUAGAAAUUUUCUAUCGUAUAAAUGCUGCAAUAAUGAAGUACGUGGAAGAACACUCAUUAAUUUGCAAAAAAACGGCAUUACUGUUCAAAACCAUUUUGAAAGAACUAAAUAUAAGCCCUUUUGCCGUAAAUCGUGCAAAAAUAAAUGAUUCUUCCUUUCAACAAAAAUUAACUAGAUCAGGCGAGUCUUCCCAAAUUGAAACCACGGAACAGGGCAAUAUUGCAUAUACCAAAUAUACUAGAGAUGAAUCCGGAUGCACAGAAAAGUUCGUAAAUCAGAAGAAUAGCGUGAUGUGUUCUACAGGUUUUCAUACUGUCCCAAACGAGUAUACCAAUGUCCGUAAGGAUCGAAAUAGUACGGAAAAAAAUGUUAAUGAUAAAUCAGAGCGUCGGUGUAGAAAAGCAUCUCAGGAAAGUGGUUCUGCUACAAAUACAACCGCAAGCAACGCUACAAGUUCGGUGUCUUCUGGCUCUGAAUCACCUACCUCAGUCAUAGAAAGCUCUGAAACAGAUUCUGAUGGCUGUAAUCGAGGAGAGGUAUCCAUAUCAACAAGUGACCGAGACGCAAUUUUUCAAGAUUGUAUAAAAAAUAUAGAGGAAUGUGUUUCAAGAUUUCCUGAACAUUACAAAUCAAUAUACCGACUGGCAUACCACUUCAUGUAUGCACCUGGUGCUACUCAAUCUAAUGAAAAAUGUCGUGAGUUAUUGUUGGGAAUGUAUAAAACUACACUAGGGAACCAAAUAGCCGGUCUGUUCACGGAGAGAAGAAGUAAUAAUUUUUUCAACGGAAUAUGGAGAAUACCGUCUUCUGAUAUUGAUAGGCCUGGAUGUUUCGCGGCACAUCUCUCAAAAUGCGUCAUUAUACUGAUAAAUACUUUAAUCCAAAUUAAUGAUCAUGAAACGCUUCUUGAUUUGGCCAUUCAGUUGUACCGAAUGCCUGAUUCCGACAAGAAAUAUUUGAACGAUUGGAAUCGCAAUCACUUGUUCGAAAAUUCAUUGGAUGCUUGCAUAAACAUCUUCUACAACGUAAUGAAAAGUUUGUCGGUGAGUAACAACGACAACGAACUACUAUCUUUACUGGUCAACAUAUUCAAAGCAUAUCGAAAAUGCGCUAAACAUAUACAUAUACAGAAAAAGGAAUAUGCUUUAUCCAUCGCUCUGGUUGAUGCCUAUAAAAUCUUCAUCAAAAACAAAGUAAAUUUAACGGAUAAUACCAACUUCUUGGAUUUAGCUAUCAAAUUGUGCACCUAUGAACUAAACUAUAGGAAAACAUUGGAUAAAAUAUAUGAAACAAAUAAAACUAUUGCUGGAAGUGCCGAGACAUCCACAACACUAAUAACUCCAAUGCGACCAAUUUCAGCGUCAUAUAUACCGGGUGUUUCCAAACAGCGUAGAACUACAGCAUCUAAAAUAUUAUCAGAUGGAACUCAAGUGAAGUAUAUACCUACAGGACCUUCUGCGAUCGUUUCUACUUUUUUGCCCGGUCUUACCAUAACGCCUUCAUAUAUACCGGGUGUUUCCAAACAGCGUAGAACUACAGCAUCUAAAAUAUUAUCAGAUGCAACUCAAGUGAAGUAUAUACCUACAGGACCUUCUGCGAUCGUUUCUAUUUUUUUGCCCGGUCUUACCAUAAGUGCUUUAGAUUUAAUGACUAAAACAUCCGAAACAGCAACGGACAGUUAUGAUAAUAAAACUCAGCCAUUUGUACCCCAUACAGACUACUAUUUAACAAACUUAAAAUCGAAAGGAGUUGCUGAACAUUCACAAAUGUAUUUAAACAAUUUUUCAAACACAAGUAACCGAGGGAUCUCAUUUGAUAACGAUGAAGAACGAUCCAUCAAUGAUAAUACAUAUUAAUGUACAGCUCCAACUAGUUUAUUUAAUCCUUUAGCUGUUGAUCCAUAAACAUAAAUGUCUGUGUUGAAAUUGUAUAACGAAUAUUAAA